AUGCUGGAGUACUUCCUUGGUGAACGUGGAUACAAACUGACUACACGGGACUCGUUACAUCGGCGCUUCGGCAAUGCCCUCCUCUGGUAUUCGAAUCUCGUCAACGCCACUGAUCGGCACAUUCAAAGCAUUCUGGAACGAGCACGGCCUCCCCCGCUGCGUGACGCUUCAACUCCCCCUGCCGCCGAGCGGGCCGAACGGCUCCCCACUUUCCAAGCGUCUAAUGAUGCAGAAGAGGGGAUCGAACCUGAUCCCGAAAAUGUGCAGCAACCGGAAGGGACUCCUUUCAGCGGUGCAUCUCACGGCGAGAGACCGAGCGAGUAUCUACGUGCUCGUUGUCCUCUGUGCUUCGGCGGAACGACAUGCAGUAGUGAGGAUGGCAUACCUGAUAUCAUCGUCUGCAUUGAUGCAUGCUUUACGCAGAAGCGGAGGAAGGGCCAGGGAGGUGGGCGCGAUGAUCCUCGUCAUGCUUCAGACAACAGGCCGCAUCGUACACAACCCACAGUGGAGGAGGAGGACGAGUAUGAGCCUGGUCUCAAGCUGCCAAGAUCAGUUCUCAAUGGCUGCCACGAGUCUUUCCUAGCAGCAGACGAGAAACGUCAGAAGGCAAGUACGCAACUCUUCGCUGACACGGGUCUCAUGACGCUGCUGUGCCGUCAUGACCGUGUGCUUUGGUUGGUCAACAUGACCUCUGCGGGCGAGAAGCAGUACUACGCCCUUACGCUUAUCCGCCGACUCUUCGACAAUCUCCCUGCUUCUAUGACUGUCAGCAUACUGUACGAUAUCGGCUGUCAACUCCACCGAAGCUGCAUCAAAUUUGGCUUUCUCCACGAUGUCAUCGACUGCAUCACGUUCGCGAUAUUGAUAUUCCAUGCAUAUGGGCACCAGUGGCCAUGCCAGCUGAUAUAUCAUCCACGGAAGGGAAUCGGGUUUGGGUUGACAGAUGGCGAGGGCUGCGAGAGGUUCUGGAGUGCGAUUCGGAAGCUCAUCCCAUCGUUACGAGUGUCCAGAUACCAUCAGCAUCUUUUCAUUCUCGACACGCAGGUCAAACAUCUUGAUGAAGAGUCAAUGUCCGGGCUUGGGCAUUGA
This is a messenger RNA of Sparassis crispa, 1089 nucleotides long. RefSeq lists its product as hypothetical. The coding region runs from base 1 to 1089 and encodes 362 amino acids. The transcript has 6 exons. Lineage: Eukaryota; Fungi; Basidiomycota; Agaricomycetes; Polyporales; Sparassidaceae. The record is from RefSeq and is a predicted model, not a curated record.